Messenger RNA from Onychostoma macrolepis, 3130 nucleotides. Its product is annotated as rab GTPase-activating protein 1. Lineage: Eukaryota; Metazoa; Chordata; Actinopteri; Cypriniformes; Cyprinidae. Bases 5 to 1996 code for a protein of 663 amino acids. The record is from RefSeq and is a predicted model, not a curated record. The transcript has 17 exons.
GUUCAUGUACAUGACGACGGCGGUGGACCUGGUGAUCACGGAGGUGGAAGAGCCUGUGCGGUUCCUGCUGGAGACACGGGUUCGAGUGUGCUCGCCCAACGAUAGGCUCUUCUGGCCCUUCAGCAAACGCAGUUACACAGAGACCUUCUAUCUCAAACUCAGACCGAUGGAGAACAAAGAGAGAAAGAGCAACUCAGACACACUGUAUGAAGUGGUGAGUUUAGAGAGUGAGACCGAGAGAGAGAGGAGGAAGACCACAGCGAGCCCCGGCAUCUUGUCGUCCACCUCUCACAGCUCUAUGGUGCCCUCACCUCCUGAGGAUGAUGAGGAGGAAGAUAAUGACGAGCCGUUAUUGAGUGGAUCUGGAGACGUGUCUAAGGAAUGUGGUGAAAAAAUUCUGGAAACUUGGGGAGACUUACUGUCUAAAUGGCAUCUGAACCUGGCUGUGCGACCCAAGCAGCUCCCGGCGCUGGUGCGCAGUGGUGUCCCAGAGGCCUUGAGAGGGGAGGUGUGGCAGCUACUGGCCGGAUGUCAUAACAAUGACCAUCUGGUGGAGGAGUACCGUACACUCAUCACUAAGGAAUCCCCACAGGACAGUGCCAUCACUCGUGACAUUAACCGUACGUUUCCUGCACACGACUACUUCAAAGAUACGGGCGGUGACGGGCAGGACUCUCUCUAUAAGAUCUGUAAGGCAUAUUCUGUGUAUGAUGAAGAAAUUGGUUACUGUCAAGGACAGUCUUUCCUUGCUGCCGUGCUGCUACUACACAUGCCAGAGGAGCAGGCGUUCAGCGUGCUGGUCAAGAUCAUGUUUGAAUACGGUCUCAGGGAGCUCUUCAAGCAGAACUUUGAAGACCUGCACUGCAAGUUCUUCCAGCUGGAGAGACUCAUGCAGGAAUGCAUUCCAGACCUGUACGCACACUUCCUGAAUCUGGGUCUGGAAGCGCACAUGUACGCCUCCCAGUGGUUCCUCACGCUCUUCACAGCCAAAUUCCCUCUUUACAUGGUCUUUCACAUCAUAGACCUUCUGCUGUGUGAGGGCAUCAGUGUCAUUUUCAACGUGGCUCUUGCAUUAUUGAAGACAUCUAAAGAUGACCUGCUGCAGACGGACUUUGAGGGCGCGCUGAAGUUUUUUCGAGUGCCAGUGCCCAAACGCUAUCGCUCUGAGGAGAACGCCAAGAAGCUCAUGGAGCUAGCAUGCAGCAUGAAGAUCAGUCAGAAGAAGCUGAAGAAGUACGAGAAGGAAUACCACACCAUUCGAGAGCAGCAGGAACAGCAGGAGGCACCCAUCGAGAGAUAUGAGAGAGAAAACCGGCGGCUACAGGAAGCUAACAUGCGUCUGGAGCAAGAAAAUGACGAUUUGGCUCACGAGCUGGUCAGCAGUAAGAUCGCCCUGAGGAAAGAUCUGGACAACGCUGAGGAGAAAGCUGACGCGCUCAACAAAGAGCUUCUCAUCACUAAACAGAAACUGGUGGAAUCUGAAGAUGAGAAGAGACGACUGGAGGAAGAGUCUGCACAGCUGAAGGAGAUGUGUCGGAGAGAACUGGAUAAAUCUGAGUCUGAGAUCAAGAAAAAUGGCUCCAUCAUUGGAGAAUACAAACAGAUCUGCUCUCAGCUCAGCGAGCGGCUGGAGAAACAGCAGACGGCCAACAGAGGAGAGCUGGAGAAGAUCCGGAUGAAGGUGGAGGGCUGUGAGAAGUGCAGCAUUCUCUUCAGUAAGGAGGGCCGUCUGAAGGUAGUCAGCGCUUCUAAGGAGGGCAGUGAGGAGGACACAGACGAGGAGAAGGAGGCACUGAAGAACCAGCUGAGAGAGAUGGAGCUGGAGCUGGCGCAGACCAAACUACAGCUGGUGGAGGCCGAGUGCAAGAUCCAGGAUCUGGAGCAUCAUCUGGGUCUGGCUCUGAACGAAGUCCAAGCCGCCAAAAAGACGUGGUUCAACAGGACGUUAAGCUCCAUCAAGACUGUGACAGGAGCUCAAGGCAAAGAGAGCGUCUAACAAGACACACUUCCAGAGACGAAACACUCCAGCCCCAUCAUCUCCCCCCGUCCGGCUCGCCCCCCCACAGCUGGAACAGUGCGAACACCUCUCCUUUUGUAUAAACAAAAACCUUCCUUCUAGGGUACCAGCUACCCCAUUUGAAACACGAGUACUUACUGAAAGAAAAAGACUUUAACGCUAGUCUUUCUACUACUGAUGAUGUUAAACAAACGACUGGGGCGUGUAGCUGACCAAAAACGCUCUUCUGGGGGAUAUUAACAUUUCUAUCUGCUGUCCUACUCGAGACUACUUGCACAAAGUCAACAGACGGUACGAGUGCUGCCAGAAAACUAGCUUACGUUCUAGCGUGACUUUCGUUAUUGUAAUAAGAGGGCAAAUGUGUUGAUUGUGUGCAUGUGUACGACUGAGGUCUGCUUUUAUUGUACAGUGUGUGUGUGAAUGUGUUGGCCAAUGUAGUGGUUCUCAGAGGAAAACUAAAAACAGGAAGUAGGUAGCACACUGUACAUAGACUGUACAGUGAACUUUUAAAUAGAUUCCUCCUCAAACCACUAGCUGGCGCCCUUCUGAUAUUAACGAAACAAGUGAAUGGUAUAUGAUGGGAUACAGGCAUUGUGUAUAUGCGAAGAUCUUAAGUCUGCUUGUGUAUGCGAAAGGUUUUACAGUAGCUGUUUAUCAUGACUAACAGGAAGCACUUACGCGGUGAGCACACGCUUUGAUUGGCAAGCACAUCUGGAGGUAAAGAAACCUGCGGCAGUCACUGUGUAACGGACUCUCUGUGGGGAAGGUGUUUGCACCUUAAAGACAUAUUUAUAUUAAUAUCAGGCUUGCUAGAGUUAUUGUCGUUGUUAAAGAAGACAAAUGAGGCCGUUCUAAAAGGCACUGGGUUGUAAAUAGCAUAUGUUUUUUUUUGGAUUAAUUUUAUAUUUCAACUUUGGUAACUGUACUAAUGUUGCCUAAUUGUACUGUGCUACAGAUUAUUACUCAUGUUUUGCUUUUGUCUGAAUUUCAAACUGCUGUCUGAUCAUUACAUGCCAAAUGUACCUUUUACCCAGCAUUUCAUGCGUGUGGACAUGGUAAUAGUGUAGGAUUGUGUAAACCUCCAUGAAUUUCAGUAUAAACCUAUGAACACGU